CGAUCUCUUUCAUUUUAGUUCCAAUUUAUUGAUACAAUACAACUGUUAAAAUGGGGAAAGUUUUCUUUAGUAAGAAGCAAAAGGCACAGAUGAGAGAACGCCGAAAGAAAAAGAAAUUGCAUUCGCAAGAAAAGAACCARUCUUCAAAUAACGACUGUACUUCGCCUAAUGAUCGUGUCGACCAGAUUUCUUUGAUUGUUAACAACGAAGGGAGCCAUGUGGAAAAUGUCGCGAAAUCGACAAACAAGAAAAGACAACGUGURGAUGAUGACGGUGAUGUAGUGACGGAAAUAGCUACUUCGGUCGAUUCAGACGGAAAGAAAAAGAGACCCAUCGAGUUGACGACCAGAAAAAUUGCACGGACUCUUUAUGUCCUACUUCCGUCGGAUAUGUCGGCGAAAGCUGCGAAGAAGUUUCGGAAGGAUGCCAGGCGCGAAAUUCGACAAUCGAAACAAAUCAACUAUAACGAAGACGAUUAUGAUGAUAUCGACUUUGUUACACAGGAAGACAUGCCGUCAAUAGUGCAACCUUCCAAGAAAAAGAAGAAGCAGAACCAAUUUCCUUCCAUCAAAGAUCUACUCAAACAAAAACACCAGCUCGAAGAGAUACAGAAAGAAGAGUCGAAACUCCAAGAAAAGCUUAAUGCAAUUCCCGAAGUUGUUCGGGAAAAAUACGUAGCUCUGGAUUGUGAGAUGGUGGGUAUUGGAACCGACGGUAAAAAGUCUGCCCUGGCACGAGUKUCGAUCGUCGAUUGGAAUCUGGAAGUMAUCCUUGAUACAUAUGUCCAGGUACCAGUGCGCGUGACAGAUUUUCGUACUCAUGUCAGUGGAGUGGAAGCAAAGCACAUCAAGAGUCAAAAUAAUGCUAUGCCUGUCAAAGAAUGCCGGGACAAGGUAGCAAAAAUAUUGAAGGGCAAGAUUUUAGUGGGUCACGCAUUGACUAAUGAUUUCAAAGCGCUAAUGACCAGUCAUCCAAAGGAUAUGAUUCGAGAUACAGCAAAGUAUCGACCCUUUCAACGAUACGGUAACGCCAAGUGGCGGGCAAGAAAGUUGAGAGAUUUGGUCAAAGAGAAUCUGAAAGGGAAAGAGAACUUUCAAGAAGGAGAGCACGACUCUGUUCAGGAUGCGAAAGCUACUAUGGAACUAUUCCAAGUUGUUUUUUCUCAGUGGGAAAAAGAGCUUGAGUCUAAGAAGAGAUAAUACUGAUUUAUCACCAAAAUUUCCAG
This is a messenger RNA of Pseudo-nitzschia multistriata, 1225 nucleotides long. The record is from the annotation of a GenBank genome assembly. Lineage: Eukaryota; Bacillariophyta; Bacillariophyceae; Bacillariales; Bacillariaceae.